This is a messenger RNA of Protobothrops mucrosquamatus (brown spotted pit viper), 795 nucleotides long. Its product is annotated as protein SCO2 homolog, mitochondrial-like. The transcript is spliced from 4 exons. The record is from RefSeq and is a predicted model, not a curated record. Gene Ontology annotation, biological process: intracellular copper ion homeostasis; mitochondrial respiratory chain complex IV assembly. Lineage: Eukaryota; Metazoa; Chordata; Lepidosauria; Squamata; Viperidae. Gene Ontology annotation, cellular component: mitochondrial inner membrane. Bases 1 to 795 code for a protein of 264 amino acids. Gene Ontology annotation, molecular function: copper chaperone activity; copper ion binding.
AUGAGCCGGGCUUGCUGCGCCCGAUCCAAAGCCCCCUCCGGGAACCGCGAGGCUGCGCGCUGCUUCCGCGCGCCCUCUGCCGGCCGGCGGCGGCGGCAGCAGCAGCAGCAGCAGCCACAGCAGACUCGAUCUCCCGGGUCUGGUCCGCGCGGCCCCGGACUCCGCCCGACCCGGCUGCUGGUGGUCUCCCUCAUCACCCUCCAGCUGGGCCUGGCCUGGCGCUAUUUCCUGUGGGAGAAGGAGAAGCAGGAGAAGCAGAAACGCAUCGAGGAGCUGCGGAAAGUGUCCAUCGGGCAAGGCAGCUUCCAGCUGGUGGACCACACCGGCCGGCCCUGCUCCAAGGAGGACCUCCAGGGCAGCUGGGUCCUGCUCUACUUUGGCUUCACCCACUGCCCGGAUAUCUGUCCGGAGGAGCUGGAGAAGAUGAGUCGGGUGGUGGACAUGCUGGACGCGGACGCCAAACUGCCCCGUCUCCAGCCCAUCUUCAUCACGGUGGACCCCGAGCGGGACACGGUGGAGGCCGUGGCCAAGUAUGUGAAGGAGUUCCAUCCGCGGCUCCGGGGACUGACCGGCACCCCUGAACAGGUGCAGAAGGCAGGGCGGUCCUACCGCGUCUACUACAGCACCGGCCCCAAAGACGACGACAAUGAUUAUCUGGUGGACCACACGGUCAUCCUCUACCUGCUCAGUCCGGACGGGCUCUUCCUGGAUUACUACAAUCGGUAUAAGACGGACGUCAAGAUUGCGGAGAACAUCCGGGGACACAUGACCACCUACAAGAGCCUCCUGGCCUGA